UGGUCCGUGUGGGAGCGCAGGGCGCACGGUGCGGCGCUGCCUCUCCGCAGCGGGCAAACAGUCUUCCUCCUCAUCGGAUAGGCGACAGAAAACACGGGUCGGCCGGCCGGACGCGUCGCAGCCCACGUUCUGACCGCGAGCGGAUGACCGGAGCCGCGGAAACCGAGCGGGGAGCCGUGUCCGCGGGACUGGUGCGUACCGGAGCGCCCGUCAGGCCAUUAACAUUACUCCCUCCCCUCUCCGAGUGAGGAGCUCGGAGCGUGUAGCGGUUCAUCUGCGGUACAGUAGACUAUUGAGCAGCGCCGGGAGAGAGACCGCACGAGCUAAUGAGAUUGGGAAAAUAAUGUUAAUUAUCUGUGGAGGCGCAGCGGAAAGUGCUGUGCAGAGAGAGCGCGGCGGCUGCAGAUCGCAGAGAAGACGGACCAUCUUCAGCUGAGUUAACUGCAACAUCAGAGCUGAAGCCUUCUCCUGACUCAUGUUUGAGAUGGUGAGUCUCCACCUCAGAGAUUAUCUGAGUGAAUAGCUGGACACACAAAGCCGAGAGGAUCUCAGUUCAGCCGGCAAAUGAAACCGUCUCGGUUCUCCGCGGUGUGAGAGAAAGUGCCACUUCGCUGCCGGCGCAGCAUCUCCCCGGACUGAUAACCGGAGUGAAAGCGGUGUUCAGUGAUCGUCUUUCACUCUGAGCCGCUCACCUUUCAUGCCGCGGCUCCGAAGCCAGCUGUCGAGGCCAGACCGUCAGCGGGAAGGCAGAGAAACUCGCCAGGCGGCUCUGGACGGGGCGUCUUCCUCAUCAGCCUGAAGAAGAAAUCAUGCUAUUGUUUGAAUGACCUCGGGGCAGGACUAGGACAUUUGGACGGACUUCCUGGAUGGUGUGGAUUCUUCUGCUUUAUGACUGUUCCUCCCUCGGUCAGCGUGUCUGAGCGGCACGAGGAGCCAGCAUGGCCGAGCCUCUGCUGAAGAUACAGCGGUACUUCCGCAGGAAGCCUGUGCGAUUCUUCUACCUCAUCCUGCUCUCCCUGACCACCGGGAGCCUCGUCUUCCUCCACUCCGGCUUCGUUGGGGUCAGUGACUCCGGGGCCUGGGGGGGCCGGGACUUGGUCGUGGCCUCCGAGAUGGGCGGCUGGACCUCAUCCGACACUCGGGGGCUCGGCAUCAUGAGCCGAGUGUUCAAGGAGACGCGCAAGUCGGGGCGGCGGUACGGCCCCCCGUGGAUGAAGAAGAGCCGGCGGGAGGGCCACGAGGCGGCGCACAGGGCGGGGGACUACUCCAACAACUGGAACCGGGCACUUAAAGGACGUAAUGCCAAAGACCUGGAUGACGGAAGAGCGAAGUACAUUGGCUGCUACAUCGACGACACUCAGAGAAGAGCUCUGAGAGGAAUUUCUUUUUUUGACUACAAAAAAAUGACUGUCUUUCGAUGUCAGGACAACUGCGCAGAAAGGGGCUACAUGUAUGCGGGCCUGGAGUUUGGAGCCGAGUGCUACUGCGGUCACAAGAUCCAGGCUCCCAACGCGUCGGAGAGCGAAUGUAACAUGGAGUGUAAAGGAGAGAAGAGCAACCUGUGCGGAGGAGCCAACAGACUGUCCAUCUACAGGCUGGAGCUGAGCCAGGAGUCGGCACGCCGCUACGGCAGUGCCAUUUUCAAAGGGUGUUUCCACCGGCCGGACAACGUCACGCUGGCUCUUCCUUUCAGCGCAGUCAUACAGAAUAUGUCGGUCGACAAGUGUGUGGACUUGUGCACGGAGAGGGAGAAAUCGCUGGCCGUCCUGGCUCGAGACCGAUGCUACUGCGGAUUCCCAACCCCUCGCUUCUCCCUUCACGAGCUGGAGGACGAGGGCAUGUGUCUCCAGCGCUGCCAUGGAGAGGAGUUCGAGAGCUGCGGGAACGAGAAGUACUUUGUGGUGUACCAGACACAGGUUCAAGAUAACCGCUGCAUGGACCGACACUUUCUCGCCAGGCGUGCCAAGCAGCUGGUGGCUCUCGCCAGCUUCCCCGGAGCGGGCAACACGUGGGCUCGCCACCUCAUAGAGCUCGCCACCGGCUUCUACACAGGCAGCUAUUACUUCGACGGCUCCCUUUACAAUAAAGGAUUUAAAGGGGAGCGCGACCACUGGCGCAGCGGGAGGACGAUCUGCAUCAAGACCCACGAGAGCGGCAGGAAGGAGAUCGAGGCCUUCGACUCCAGCAUCCUCAUGAUCCGAAACCCUUACAAGGCCCUGAUGGCCGAAUUCAACCGCAAAUAUGGCGGCCACAUUGGAUUCGCCUCGCAGGCCCACUGGAGGGGGAAAGAGUGGCCCGAAUUUGUGAAGAACUAUGCCCCGUGGUGGGCGUCCCACACGCUGGACUGGCUGAACUACGGGAAGAGCGUCCACGUGGUUCACUUCGAGGACCUGAAGAGGGACCUGUUCUCGCAGCUCAAGGGGAUGGUCCAGUUUUUGGGUCUGAAGGUCUCCGAGGACCGCCUGCUCUGCGUCGAGGGCCAGAAGGACGGGAACUUCAAGAGAUCGGGGCUUCGCAAGCUGGAGUACGACCCGUACACUACCGAGAUGCGAGCGAACAUCAACGAGCUGAUCAGAACAGUCGACGCUGCCUUGAAGAAAAGGAACAUGUCUGGGGUUCCAGACGAAUAUAAGCCAAGAUGAUAGAUGUGAUUCCAUUUUUUUCUUUUUGUUUGUUUUUCCUGCAUUAUUUUGACUGUUUUCUCAACAAACUCACCACGUUUUAUAGCAUCAUGGGACUUUAUAGGUUUUUUUUAUUAUUAUUAUUUUUCAAUGAAGUUGCUUAGGCUGGUACUGUAGUGUGAAUUCAUUCGUCCCUUUAGUUGUCGCUGUUGAUUUUUACUCGACUUUUUAAUUCAGCAGCUCCGUGCAUUCCUAGUCGAGGCGGGGAGGUUUGUUUUUCUCUUUGCGCUGAAUGAAAAGCACUUCUUAUUCUGCUCUAUGCACAUGUACCGUGUUGGCAUGAGCACAUGCCUUAACACGAGGACGGUACAGGAACUGUGAGCGUGCAGAAGCUCAUCUGACUCUGCUGGGGAAAUACAACCAUCGAAUUCAAAAAAAAAAUAAGGAAUAUUUAAUGCAAAGUUUGAUGUGUGAGCUUAUUUUGUGCAAAAGAGAAAUCACUACUACGGGGAUAAAGACAUUAGGUAUUUUGCUGCUAUCACAGUCACAGAACUAUUUUAUAUACAAAGAUAAGAAGGAUCUAUCUUUUUUUUUCUGUUAGAGGGAAUAAUGCAAUAUGCAGGGUAUGACUACCUUAUGAAGAUACUGUGUGUUUCUAAGUUUUUGUAAGUUAUUAAACUUACUAUAUAUUCAUGAAUUCCUAUUUUUGAUGAUCAAGAUGUAAGAAAUUCACAUCUGAGCUCCUGGUGUUUAAGAAGAUGAUUAAUCCCUCUUGAAGGCACUGACUCCAGAACAGAAGAGGAUUAAAGUCCUCUGGGUUUAUUUAUCUCUGAUGCGCAGUGCAAAUGUUGAUUCUGGUCAUAGAUAUGUUUUUCUUAACACUGGACCUGAUGCAAAAAAAAAAAAAAAACCCAAAAAGCACUUCGCUGUGCAACACUUUUCCCCAAAGAUCACGGAGAAUUCAGCAUUAUGCUAGUGUGAUAGUCUGGAGGUUAUCUUUAGCCGUAGAGAAAAUUGUAGAGUUAUUUAUGACAGAAAAAAAACAUACAGAAUGUGAAAACUCUUUAAUCGCUUUGUUGUAAGAAAAGCUUUAAAAACGUUAAAGCUGGUGAUAAUUUUACUCCUCCUCGUAAAGAGAAACGGGAAAAAUUCUGCUCAGAUUCAAUAAGCAGCACGUCUCAUUAAAGGUACUCAAUAUGCUCUGCCAUAUGCUAAAAAAUACAAAGAUAUAAUAUAUAUUUAAAAAAGAUACAUCCACUCUAGACACACUGGUUUCAGAGAGACAGCAAACAUAAACUGACUUCCAUUUUCACUAUAAUAUAUAUAUAUAUUUUUAUAAUGUGUGCUGACACAUGGAAAAUAUUUGUAUUGCAACAAGCAGCGAGGAUGACUUGUUUCUAUUUUUAACACAUGCUUUAAACUUUAUUGGCUCUUGGCUUUCAAUUGUAAAGGAGGCACUUAUUGGACAGGUGUCACAUUUGAAUGUAUUUUUUAUGGAAUGAAUGUAAUGGUUUGGA
Molecule: messenger RNA, 4138 nt
Organism: Salarias fasciatus (jewelled blenny)
Lineage: Eukaryota; Metazoa; Chordata; Actinopteri; Blenniiformes; Blenniidae
Gene: wscd2
Product: WSC domain containing 2
Exons: 9
Coding region: 939-2642 (567 amino acids)
Molecular function (GO): sulfotransferase activity
Source: RefSeq, a predicted model, not a curated record